UUUCUCGUGAAGUUCGCUAGUGUGAAGUAAAAUGUGGUUAAGAAAAAUAUGAAGGAAAAAUUUUCGUACCUUCUCGUUUCUAUAAUAUCAAUUAAUAUAGCUGUCUCAUCUCCAUUCAACGUUUCAAAUAAUAUAUAUCAAAAACUCUCAACAGUACAAAAUGGUGCUUAUUUGUCUGAACCGCAAGAUUUGUCAAAAACCUUGAAAGUAUUAGAAUUACUUGAAGAUCCUUCUUAUCCAUUAAUUAAUACAAUUAAUACAGCUCACACUAAAGAAGAAUCAGAAGCUUUCAAUAAAAUAUUAGAAGGGAAGAAAACAGAAAAUGAAAGUAUAAAAGAAAAUAAAACAGGAACCAUUGAAAAGAUUAUAUAUGCAGAUACAGUUACUGAAUCGACAACUGUUAGUCAAGAUGUUAAAAAUAAACAAACUAUACCCAUGAAAAAGCAUAAGAAUGGAAAAGAUCUUAAAACUAAAUCUUCAGCAUUAACAGAUCUUAAAACUAAAACCACUGCAUCACCAAACAAAAAACCUACACUAAACGAUGGAAAACCUACAAUAAUUGAAAUGAUGAACAAGAAACUUAAAUUAAAUGCAACAAUUAAUCAAAAUUUUGAAUUGCCACCUACUAUGAUACCAAUUUUUAAACCAAGAUCAAUGGAAACUAAUUAUAUGGGCAAUAGAGAGAUAGACCCUAAUUUUAUACUUCCAGAACCCAUUACUGAUCUAUCAAAUUCAACAACUGACGAGAACAAAAUUAUACUAAAUCAAAAUAUUGACCUUAUAGACCAUGUAAUAAAAGCAAAUCCCGGUCAAGAAGAUAUACCUAAUACAUCUUAUGUAAUCAAGUAUUUACAAGCAAUUAACGGUGACGAUUUGACCCAAAAUUCUGAAAUUAAACCUGGCAUUCAAGGUCUCGACAAUUCGCCAAUAAAUGGAGUUGCAAAUUCUAAUUUUAUUUCAUUACAACGUCAUCAGGAUGUACAAUCGGAAAGAAAUCAUGUAACAACUAAUAAAAAUAAUAAUCCAUAUUUUAAAAUGGUGGAAUUUAUUCCAAUUGGUGAUAUACAAAAUGCUGGUUUCACAAAUGCAGUUCUUAACGAUUACAAUAUUCCAAAUUCAAACAUAAUACAUUCCAAUAGUCUCACGCAAAAUCAACAAAUUUCAAUUGCCAAAUUAAAUGAAAACGCAGGAGGAAAACAGGACUUUAUUCCGAAAACAUCAACGUUCUAUAUACCUUGUCAGAAAGCAUCUGAUGUUCUAAACGAUGCUCCAGCCAGUUCUAUUAGCUGUGCAAGCUUGACAGAAGCAAAUGUAGAAUCUGUAAUAAAAGAUUUAAGUGCUAAUUUUCAAAAGCAACAUUUGGACGAGAAAGUUGCAAGCCUGAAAACCCCUAAUAAUUCGGUAGCAAUCCUAUUCAAGACAAAGGAAAUAUCAUUACUGAAGUUGUACGGUGAUUUGUUGAAAAAAAUCACAAUAACUGUAUUAGUACCGUAUCAUAUAUCUAAAUUAGGGCAGGAAAUUUAAAAGAAAUAAUAAAAAAUCAAAGAAAUAUAACAAAUUUAAAUAUGGACUAAAAAUACAAAUACACUUAUAGCAAAACAAUAUGUCAUAAAAGAUUUUUCUCAGUGUGUUAGAUUUAUUGUAAAUAACGAUGUAAUUUAUUAAUUUAUUACUAAAAUAAAAGUUAAUCUUUA
Galleria mellonella (greater wax moth) is the source of this 1694-nucleotide messenger RNA. RefSeq lists its product as uncharacterized. Lineage: Eukaryota; Metazoa; Arthropoda; Insecta; Lepidoptera; Pyralidae. The transcript has 2 exons. The record is from RefSeq and is a predicted model, not a curated record. Bases 49 to 1524 code for a protein of 491 amino acids.